AAUUACUUGUGAUAAUGGAACGGACCGGAAUGGAAUAGAAUGGUUCGCGGGCAGGUGCUAAUAUGGCGGCUAUUCUGCUUUAUAGUUUCGUGACAUCGCCCUUUACCUUAACAUUUUUUUAAGCAAGACGUAAUAGUUCGGUCACUUGGUGACAGAAAAAACAAUGUCUUAAAUGGGUUCGGUUAUGUUUGAGAAAUAACGACAACUAGCAAAAUGUCAACCAGAUCGCAACUUACGAAAGAUUUAAACGAAUCGGUAAAAGCAUUACUUGGUAAGCAUGUCAAGAUAUUACUAAAAAACGUUGUAAAAUUGGAAACAAAGCAGGAUAAACAAGAAAAUCGUGUUCUGGUUUUUUCACCAUGCCGUCUCUUUCUUUUAACGGCCAAAGUACCUACAAGGCUCGACUGCCAUUUUCAUUAUUUAGAAAUAACAUCUAUAGAAUCCAAAAGAGCAAAUCAGUUAUCUUUAACUGUCGGAGAAAGAUAUUACAAUUUUACUACUACAGGAGCAGGUGCAGAUACUGCAGAAGUAGAUGCAAUGAUCGAGGCCUUACAUACUGCGAUUCGAAAUAUCUUUCCCACUGUACCGUUAAAUUAUAUUAUAAGAAAAAUAGAAGUAAUACCAGCUAGUAGAUUGCAGAGCAUAAGAGGUAGCGAGUUAGCUAGAAGUACAGAAGCGACAAGACACACAGGACCCUGUGGUGGGUUCUCGACCCAAUAUGCAUGCAUGUGCGAUUUACAUGGUGUACCGUAUAGAGAAGAAGUCGCUUGGGAUGUCGAUACAAUAUACCUCUCUCACGACACAAGGGAAUUAAAUUUAAGAGAUUUUGAUCAUUUGGAUCAAAAAGAUUUGGUGCCAAUCAUUUCUGCCUUGGAAUAUAACACUUGGUUUACAAAGCUGAGAGCAUCUCAUCUUAAAUUAAGUCACGAACCUUUGGAAAGAUUGUUACAUGUUAUGCGCAGAUCUCUUUCUAUCCAGGAACUUUAUUUAGAUAAUCUUGGAAUCAAGUGGGAUUUUGCGCACAAACUAUCGUUAGCUCUAAUUUCUAAUGCUAAUACAAUGUUGCAAACUAUCGAUUUAUCGUAUAAUACCAUUGAAGACAAAGGAGCCUCUAGUUUGUGUGGAACAAUUGCCAAGUUAAUGCAAGGAGGUGCACAUUUAAGCGGACCUAUUGGGAAACUACCUAAAGGUUUACAAAAAUUAAAUUUUGCACAUUGUGGACUAACAGGAAAAGGAAUAAGUCAAAUUGCACAUGCACUAAGUUUAAAUAGAAGCAUGCCAACUAGUUUACAAUAUUUAAAUCUUUCAGAAAACUCUUUAAAAGAUGACAUCAACAAUUUGUGCAAUUUUCUAGCACAACCUAAUAGCCUAACUCAUUUAGAUCUAAGUGGUACAGAUACUACACUGGAAUGUCUGUUUGGUGCUUUACUACGGGGUUGUGCAACUAAUCUAGUCCAUUUAAAUGUUGCCCGCAACUCUUUUUCAAGCAAAAAGACCAAAGAAAUACCUCCCAGCUUUAAGCAGUUUUUUACAGCUACACUUUCGUUGAAGUACUUAAAUAUAUCUUGCUGCAAAUUACCACUGGAAGCAUUAAAACAUUUAUUACUCGGCUUGGCGUGCAACGAAAGCACAGUUGGUUUAGAACUUGAUAUGAGCGGGAACAAUUUGGGUUCCAUGGGUGCUCAUGUGCUGGAGUCGUGUAUACACGGUGUACGUUGUAUAGCAUCGUUGGAUAUUUCAGACAGCAACAUGGAUGUUGAUCUAGCACAAGUUAUAACUGCUGUAGGAAAAAACAAAUCUAUAAAACAAUUAUAUAUGGGUCGUAACACUGUUAGUAUGAAAAGCAAACAUAUUGCUAUUGUAAUGGAUGCCCUUGUACAAAUGCUUCAAGAAGAUGACUGCGUUCUUCAAGCAUUACAUUUACCAGAUUCUCGAUUAAAGUCUGAUCUCUACAAUCUUAUUAACGCUCUUGGUAGUAAUACAUGUCUUCACACUAUAGAUAUUAGUGGUAAUCAGAUUGGAGAUCCCGGUGCAAGAUUAUUAGCAAAAGCGCUACAAAUUAACAACCAUUUGAGGACCAUUAUUUAUGAUAGAAAUAACAUUACACUUCAAGGUUAUGCGGACAUUGUUCACGCUUUAGAAAAAAAUUGUAGCGUGAGACAUAUGCCAUUUCCAAUUUAUGAUCUACAACCUUGUAUGAAAACUUCUGCCGAGAAAACGGAACAAUUAGCAAAAAAAAUGCAAGAUUUGCUUCAGAGAAAUGUUACGCCUUGCAAAUAUAGUCAUGGACAGGCCUUCAGACUGCAACAAGGUUUUUUAUUAAGCUCUACGCAACAAAUGGUCGACAGGCUUGUUGUGCAAACUCAAGAUACUAUUAAAGCUAUUGCGGCAGAAAGUUGCGAUGCUAACAAUGAUAUUAAUUAUGCAACUGGACUUAUACAAGAUGCAGAUAAUUCAAAGCAGCUUUUACCAAGAUUGCAUGAAGUUCUUCAACGACGGGAUGAAAAUAACCCGAUUGAGUUAAAAUUACACGAUAUGGCAAAUGAACUUCAUAAAGUCGUGACUGUAUAUUUACAGGAUUCCUUAGAUGCUAUGGUGAAAUGUGCAAACGAGCAAUGCCCUACCAUACUUUCACAAACGGUGAUUAAAGGAGAUGAAAGUGAAUCAAUAGCUGUUGAAGACGAUCUACGUAAUAGUUGCAAAGAAAAAAAUCAAAUCAGCAGCGAAUUUAUACAUACUACUAUUACAGAACAAGCUGGAGCAGAUAUAGUCAAUAGAGUCAAUGAAUUGAAUUUAGCUGUCGCUGCACAUGUGUCUGAUAGAAUAACAGAUGAAGUAAUUGAAUCAUUAUCAAGGAGUUAUAAGAAUUUAAUCGGUGACUGCGAUAAUAGAACAAGAAGCAGCACACCAGAUGUAUUACGGCCUAGUGCUGGUUCGAUGAGCAGUGGAAGUGUUAUAGGUGUUACGAGUACAGUAGGUGUAUCUACAACAUUACCCAUCGGUAGAACCAGCCUUGCUUCGGAAGAAGAUUGCCCACCAGAAACUUACUCAUUAGUAAAUUCUAUUAGUCAAUGUUCUAGCGACCAAUCUCCAAUGAAAUUGGAUUACUUGAAUCUUGCUACCCCGCAUCUGUCAAAUAAACGUAAAAGUUUACACGGAAGAAAAUUGCGACCUAAAUCUGUAGUUGAUUCCGUUGAAGGACUUUCUGCGGAUGACAUACCUGAUCUAUUACCAUCACUGCCAAAAAGUCAAGCAGAAGCUAUUUCAGAAACAGAACAUUCAUUAACAGAAUCAUUAGAUUCUGUCUCUGAAUUACCUAAUACUGUGGGUCAACAACUGCAACAUUUAGUGAAAUCUAGACCUCGCAGAACAAAGACUAGGGCACCUACAAGACCAAUGUUGAGACCCGAUCAACCGGUGGAUGGUCUAGCCCUUGGGGAAGGUCUCGAUGUAUUCUUUCGACCAACUACACCGACAACUCCUCUCAUAUCUCCAACAAGUGAUGAUAGCUCUUUACACACCUUCCCGACCGAUGGUAGUCCAAAUUUAUCUCUUACAAGUCACAAAAGUAUUCCACCUGACACGGAUAAGAAACCUGGUUGCAGUUCUCCAAUGUUAAAAACACUUCUUGAACCUGCACCACGAUCACGAUCCAGUGAUAAUUUGGAAAAAUUUUCUCCUCUCGUCGGUAGGAGAUCUCAAGGUGAUUCACCAUUAACUGCAUCUCCAUUAGCUCGACGGAAUACAACUGAUAAUGCUCAAAAUCAUGAAAGAAUUGUUGCGAAAUCUGGUAGUAAUAAAGAUACAAGUAGUAAUAGUAUUGUCAGUACUUCUGCUGACACUUCUAAACGUAGCACAUUACCAAUUACUGGAUCUGGUACAAAUUCACGUAGUUUGCGGGAUUCAGAUGAAAAUGUUAAAAUGUUACAACUAACAACUGCUGCAAAUUCUUUAGAUAGGGAUGUAUCUCUUGCAACGUCUGUUCCUAAAGAUUACGAAAGCAGAAAAAGUUUAACGAAAAAGUCUGCCAUGGAAGUUGAUAAAUCUGCAAGUCAGCCUCUGCCUUCUCUUAAACUGAGGUCAACAGGUUUUGAUCUUCGAAGUCCAACAAAUGGCAGCAAUACAAAGAGUAAUUCGGAAGCAUCAAAAUCGCCAGUAUUAAAACCUUUAACCAAAGGAAGCAGUUCCACUAAUGAUGGAAAAAGUAAUGGUGUUCUUUCGAAAACUAAACUAACUCCACCUGCGACAGCUCCAAAACCAAGGCCUUGGAGUAUGGCUACCGAUAGAAAAUCUGGCGAAUUUAAUCUAUUAAGCGAUGGUUCUAGUCCAAAUACUUCAGCAGGGAAUACACCUGAUUCUGGCGAUGCUCUUGAUGAAUCGACAGAUAGUGGCGUGAGUGGUCCAGCUUCAUUACCACCAACGUUAUCAGCAAGUAGUACUGCUAGUUCUUUAAGCAAUACAAGUGUAGAAAAAAGGUCUGUCAGAGAAUUAGCAGCUAGUUUAAACAAGAGUAAAACAGAAAGAAAAGAAAAUGUACAUCGCAAAUAUGCAUGUUGUACCCUUAAAUUAAGAAGCCUUGCUGUACAUAUUAUUUUAGAGCAAACCGUACCUGCAGCAUGGAGGUCGGUGCUUCAACGUUCUAUCAACCGUCCAGACGCCAAGGUAAUGGAAGUGCCGAAAACGGUUGAAGAGAAUCAUAUAAAUUAUAAACUUCGACGUACUUCAUUUUUACGUGAUUCAAAUUUUAACUAUAAUAACGAUGUAGUUGACGUUUGACCGUGACUUAAAGCAGUAGUAAUUUGAAAAUCAAUGUUAAUAAUUGGUUAUUCGUCAGGACAAUUUUUGUCACAAUAUUUUAUACCGGGCACAAAAAUAUGUAAAGCGAUGCAUUUGUACUUGUGCCAUAUAAAGUCAAAUGCGGGGCAAGUGCUAACGAUAUUAGAGGCAGGGUACUGAAGGUCUCUAUAGAAAUUACUAACUUAUUAUUAAGGUGGCAUUAAAAAUCUUAUUAUACUUUUUCAUAAAACUAUACUUCUAAUGCAGCUUAUCUUAAUUUACCGGUAAGUAUCUGUAUUUAAUGUACUAAAAUCGUCUCUUAUUUCUGUUACAGUAAGUGAAAAAAUUCACACUUCCACAGAGAAUAUAUUUUAUGCUUCUACAUUCCUUCAGAUUCUUG
Messenger RNA from Colletes gigas, 5176 nucleotides. RefSeq names its product F-actin-uncapping protein LRRC16A (gene LRR). Gene Ontology annotation, molecular function: protein binding. Gene Ontology annotation, biological process: cell migration; regulation of Arp2/3 complex-mediated actin nucleation. The record is from RefSeq and is a predicted model, not a curated record. The coding region runs from base 214 to 4776 and encodes 1520 amino acids. The transcript has 24 exons. NCBI's taxonomy places the organism in Eukaryota, Metazoa, Arthropoda, Insecta, Hymenoptera, Colletidae. Gene Ontology annotation, cellular component: plasma membrane; lamellipodium.